AUGCACACUCCACAAACCCCAGCCUCAGCUGGCCAUUUAUCAGUGAUCGUGCUUGAGAUAACUCUUGUGGUAGCGUUAUGUGGAUACUUCUACUCCAAACGGAAGGGUCGUAAGCAGCCAUACAUACCAUACCGAUGGCCGCUAGCCCUAGAUCUUCUUAAGAAGAACUACGAAAUCUUGUUCAGCGAUCACACGCUCGAGGGUCUUACCCCCUACUUCGGUAUCGCGAAGACCUGCUGCAUCCACACAUUCGGCGUAACCGGAUACUUCACGACUGAUCCGGAAAAUGUGGAAGCCAUACUGUCGACUAAGUUCGAGGACUGGUGUCUCGGAAGCCGCCGCCUAGCAAGCCAUCCGUUGCUUGGUGAAGGCAUCUUCUCGCAAGAUGGACCUGCCUGGAAACGAUCUCGCGAGCUGAUUAGACAUCAGUUCGUGCGAGUUCAGAAGCAGACACUUCAAGCUUUCACUUCGCACGUAGAGGGCUUGUUGUCUGGCAUCUCAGAGGCCGCUGUUGACGGUCGCGUAGAUCUGAGACCACUCAUGUUCGAAUACACCCUCAAUACCACCACAGCACUCCUUUUCGGCGAACCCCACAGUAGCAUGCCGAAAGAGGCCGGUGACGCUGUCCGGGACAAUUUUGACAAAGCUUCCUUUGGGUGCGGAAUCCGUGUGAGGCUUGCCGACGCUGCUUUCCUCUACAACCCGCCAAAGUUUAGGAAGGCCUGCAAGGCUGUACGUGAUUGGGCAACUUUCUUCGCCUCGAAGGCUAUGAGCUACAAGGACGAACAUGGUGAAGAAGCCGCGGCGGAGAAGUAUCCCUUUAUCAUUGAGCUUUGGAAGGAGAUGCGAGAUUUCGACUUGGUUCGCGAUCAAUUGCUCCAUAUCCUAGUCGCUGGAAGGGACUCUACUGCUAGCUUGCUGUGCUGGACUUUUUUCCAUCUUGUUCGAAACCGUGACAUUCUAGAAAGGCUGCAGAGAGAGAUCUCCGUCGUUGCGAGCGAAGGACACGUCACACGUGAGCAGAUUCAGAAACUGCCCUUCCUCCGAUGCUGUUUCAAUGAAAUCUUGCGAUUGUACCCAACAUUGCCGCUGAACCUCCGCUUUACGAACAAAGCUACCGUGUUACCCCGAGGUGGAGGCCCGGAUGGCACCUCCCCCGUCCUCAUGCCUAAGGGCGCCGGAAUCGUCUGGUCGGUAUACCACCUACACCGCCUUGAGUCUAUCUAUGGUCAAGACGCAAGAGUGUUUCGACCGGAAAGGUGGGAGAGUGGCGAGUUGAUCAAGAAGGCUCGCCCAGGCGCUGGAUACGUCGACUUCAAUGGCGGCCCAAGACUUUGCCUAGGAAGUAAGUGA
Molecule: messenger RNA, 1353 nt
Organism: Alternaria arbusti
Lineage: Eukaryota; Fungi; Ascomycota; Dothideomycetes; Pleosporales; Pleosporaceae
Exons: 4
Coding region: 1-1353 (450 amino acids)
Molecular function (GO): oxidoreductase activity, acting on paired donors, with incorporation or reduction of molecular oxygen, reduced flavin or flavoprotein as one donor, and incorporation of one atom of oxygen; iron ion binding; heme binding
Source: RefSeq, a predicted model, not a curated record